AUGAAAGCAGAGAUGAGGAUGCUGGCAAAUCCAUGAUGGUGAUGAUAGAUGAUGAUAGUAGUUAUGAUGGUGAGGAGGAUAAUGCUAGUGGCCAAUCAUGAUGAAGAUGAUGAUAGCAGCCAUGAUGAUGAUGAUGAUGCUAGCAGUCAUGAUGGUGAGGAUGAUGAUGCUUGUGGUCAUGAUGGUGAGGAUGAUGAUGCUAGCAGCCAUGAUGGUGAGGAUGAUGAUGCUAGCAGCCAUGAUGGUGAGGAUGAUGAUGAUAAUGGUCAUGAUGGUGAGGAUGAUGAUGCUAGCACCCGUGAUGGUGAGGAUGAUGAUGCUAGUGGUCAUGAUGGUGAGGAUGAUGAUGCUAGAAGCCAUGAUGGUGAGGAUGAUGAUGCUAGCACCCGUGAUGGUGAGGAUGAUGAUGCUAGUGGUCAUGAUGGUGAGGAUGAUGAUGCUAGAAGCCAUGAUGGUGAGGAUGAUGAUGCUAAUGGUCAUGAUGGUGAGGAUGAUGAUGCUAGCAACCAUGAUGGUGAGGAUGAUGAUGCUAGCAACCAUGAUGGUGAGGAUGAUGAUGCUAGCAACCAUGAUGGUGAGGAUGAUGAUGCUAAUGGUCAUGAUGGUGAGGAUGAUGAUGCUAGCAACCGUGAUGGUGAGGAUGAUGAUGCUAGCAGCCGUGAUGGUGAGGAUGAUGAUGCUAGCAGCCGUGAUGGUGAGGAUGAUGAUGCUAGCAGCCGUGAUGGUGAGGAUGAUGAUGCUAGCAGCCGUGAUGGUGACAUCUCCUUCCGUUUCCUGGAGUACGUUCGCUCCCAGCAGGAGCGCCAGCAGCGCCGCCAGGCCCGCGGCCUCCAGACGCCGUCAUGGCAACACAUCUCUGAGAACUACGCCACAGCAGACGAGGGGGCGGGGCCCCAGGAGUCACGUGCCGUGGUGUGUGACAUCAACAAGGAGAUGCUGAGGGUGGGAAAGGAGAAGGCGGAGAACUUGGGCAUCACCACCGGUCUGUCCUGGGUAGUGGGGGACGCUGAGGAGCUUCCGUUUGACGAUGACCAGUUUGACGUUUACUCCAUCGCCUUCGGCAUCCGCAACGUCACACACAUGGAACAGGCACUUCAAGAGGCACUCCGGGUCCUAAAGCCAGGAGGCCGAUUCAUGUGUCUGGAGUUCAGCAAAGUUACCAACCCAGUACUGGCAAAGCUGUAUGAUGCUUAUAGUUUCCAGAUGAUUCCAGUGUUGGGGGAGGUGAUCGCUGGGGACUGGAAGUCCUACCAGUAUCUGGUGGAGAGCAUCCGCAAGUUCCCAGACCAGGAGACCUUCAAAGGCAUGAUGGAGGACGCUGGUUUCUACUGUGUCCGGUACUACAACCUGACAGGGGGGGUGGUGGCCCUCCACUCUGGCUUCAAACUGUGAGCUGCUCAUCAAGCGAACAGCUCUGGUCUAUGGGCUCUCCUCCACCCAGCCUCUGAGAAGCUACAGCUCUCAACAACUGAAUUGUCACUUCUGAUGGCAAGGAAACGGGAAACCAUUUCCUAGUGAGCUGUAUUUGUCUGGAGAAUGACUGUCUUUACUUCCUAGGAGUGUUUUUGUACUAUAGAUGACGUUUCGAGUUGUUUCGGUUUGACUUCUGUGGAUGGACACUGACAAUACGGGUGGCGCUGUCGUCAUGGUAACGGCACACCAGCUGUUCAUGAAUCCCCGAAAGGUGUGUUAUAAAUAAACAUGUAUUCAAAGUCAAAUUUGCUAUGUAUUUUGCUAUCAAAUCAACUUUACAUGCUUGGAAAAGGACAGUCAGUCUCACCUUUUGCGUUUCUUUUCCAGAGGUAAACGUACAGUAUUGUGUGCUAAUGCGCCAUCUAGUGUUCAAACUUAGUCAACACAGGUUCUGCAUCUUGGUGUCUGUGACGUUAUGCUGAGAUGUCUGCUGUUGCGUGUUGGCCAAGUAAAAAAGAGGAAGGUAUGUGAGCUCCUCACCGCACUGUCUCUUCACUUUGAAGAGUCAAAAUAUAGAGAAGGAAGACGCCACCACAUUUACUUGAAUAAAACUGUAUAUUUUACA
This is a messenger RNA of Osmerus eperlanus (European smelt), 2038 nucleotides long. It is a transcript of the gene coq5, whose product is annotated as coenzyme Q5, methyltransferase. Lineage: Eukaryota; Metazoa; Chordata; Actinopteri; Osmeriformes; Osmeridae. Gene Ontology annotation, molecular function: methyltransferase activity. The coding region runs from base 49 to 1392 and encodes 447 amino acids. The record is from RefSeq and is a predicted model, not a curated record. The transcript is spliced from 6 exons. Gene Ontology annotation, biological process: ubiquinone biosynthetic process.